Molecule: messenger RNA, 258 nt
Organism: Adineta ricciae
Lineage: Eukaryota; Metazoa; Rotifera; Eurotatoria; Adinetida; Adinetidae
Source: the annotation of a GenBank genome assembly
AUGGUGGCGGAUAUCUCUGUUUCCGACUAUGGGAGACAUGAAGUUCGACGAUGGAAGAUUGGUGAUCGAAAUGGAGAAGUCGUGGCAGGUGGAAAUGGACAAGGAAAUCGACUUGAUCAACUGUAUGCACCUUGUGGUGUGUUUGUGGAUAAGGAUCAUUCUGUAUAUGUGGUGGACAGUGGUAAUCAUCGAGUGAUGCGAUGGUGUGCAGAUUCACGAGAAGGAAAUGGGAUAGUCGGUGGAAAUGGAAAAGGAUAA